This is a messenger RNA of Fusarium mangiferae, 828 nucleotides long. RefSeq lists its product as uncharacterized. Bases 1 to 828 code for a protein of 275 amino acids. The transcript has 2 exons. NCBI's taxonomy places the organism in Eukaryota, Fungi, Ascomycota, Sordariomycetes, Hypocreales, Nectriaceae. The record is from RefSeq and is a predicted model, not a curated record.
AUGGGUACCAUAUAUGAUGACUUAUUCACGCUUCCUUCUGAGCUUCCACGGCUGGGUCACUACGACGCCGAGUACAUCUACAUCAUCAAUCUCGACCUCGAGAUUCUCACCAUUAACAACAGUAUCCAUUGGAAAUUGGGCAAUAUACUACGAAACAACCUGUGGCUUCGCGCCAUUGCGGACAGCAUCUACCCGUAUAAGCCGACCAUCUCCCUCGACGUUUUUCCCGAAGAAUAUAUAGCUUCAUCAGCUCUAGAGCUUCCUACGCCGGACAGAAUGAUAGGAUACAAUUUUGCCACUGUAGUUCUAAAAAGGGACAUGGAGCAAGCCCCAAUUGCGUUUCUCAGGCAUGUUCUCGCUGAGACGCUUAUCGAACAUAAAGACGACAUCGUUAGAUUUGGCAGAGGAUGGAGCCCAGCCUUGUUUCCUUUCCUUCAAGUAGCCUUUACCCUCGUCUCAAUCGCGUCCGGCCAGGCUAGCUUCUUUUAUUUCCCCGACCAGCCGUUUGACCCUCGUUCUUGCUAUUGGGUAGGAUGCAACUCUAACCACCUCCACAUGUCAUCGGGAUGGCUCGACCAAGACUGGGCUGGUGAUCACGCUUCAUUGCUCGAGUUUGGCUCUAUGUCUCGUCGACCGGACGAGCUUCCGGGUGUGUCGCACUCGGAAACGAUAUAUUGGCAUGAGGAUGUGCUUGUUAGCCUCUCACUGAUAGUUGACGGCAAAGCUAUCACGGAGGCUGUUACCUACGGCGUCGAACAGGGCCGUGUCAACCUUCAGAUCGUUGUUUUCUCACUUUUCAAAGCCGCUUUUGCAGAAGCUAAAUUUUAA